CAUCACUCUUAUUCGUCUUUAGCACAAGAAAAUGAGGUAUCCUGCAACAUGACGAGCUGAUUUUAAGUAGUUUAGAGGUCUGCAAUUCUGGGUUGGAGAAAAGCUGGGAUGGCCUCUAAACUAUUCGACAGACUUCGGCGUACUCUGUUUAAAGAGGGAGAACUUUCUUCUGAGUCGGACGGUCAGGGCACGGACGAUUUUCCAGAGUCUUCUGAACUUGAGGAUGAUAUAGACUGUGUGUCGGCCAGGCUUGGAGGAACACUGUGCUUUGAGGCUGAUGGGGUCUUGGACUCAGAGGACGCUGGGGACGUGUCAGGGCCAGACAGCGACUCUGACUUUUUUGGAGAGUCCAUCGAUAAUGCUUGUAGCAGCACAGAGACCAGCCCCAUAGGUCCUUCUCCAAAGUCCUCAAACAUGCUCACCAGACAACUGCAAGAGAACUGGCGAAACUCAAGAGCUCGAUGCGUUCCUGAAAAACUAAUUUUUGAGGUGACUGACGCCAGUGUUGUGCAUGAGACAAACUCCAAGUAUGUGCUCUACACAAUUCACGUCAUCCACGCUGGAACAUUUGACAAAACUCCCGCAGUCAUCACACGCCGCUACACUGACUUCGAACGUCUCCACAGCCGCUUGCGCCGCCAUUACGGGGGCAACAUAGACGGUGUUUACUUUCCACGAAAAAAACUGCGCAAAAACUUUGCCGCCGAGACCAUCGCUAAACGCAGCCGGGCCUUUGAGCAAUACCUGACCCACCUUCACUCCCUGCCAGAUUUGCGAACCACACCGACGUUCCUGGAGUUCUUCUACCUGGGUGACCUCCGUGCGGGACAGAUGCUAAUGCGAGUGGGGCGAUACCAAGAUGCGUUACACUCUCUUCUCAAUUCCUUGAGGCUCCAGGAGAAAUUGGGAUGUCAUCAGCUUCUCCAGCUCAACCAGCUUCAGAGGGUUCACUGGUUCUUCACGCUGUCCGCUUUGGUGACUUGCUUCCAGGAUCUGGAGCAACUCAAUGAGGCUCAGGAACAUUGCGAUCGAGCGUUGCAAGAUUUAGCGCCUACCCAGGAGGCUUUGCAACAUCAUCAAUUGCACCCAUUGCUUGUCCCUCUCCUUCAGUCUAAUGUCCGGCUGUCCUGGAAGAUCUCCAAGGAUAAGAGGCGCUGGGAGGCUCUUCUGCAGGAGAUCCAGGAGCAGGGGAUUGACAUCGGGAAUCAGCCCAAUCUAAAGGAGUGUCUUAUUAAGGAGAGCAUUGAGGAUAGCGAAGGGCCGGUCAGGGCUAAAAAAACUGAAGAUGUCCUGUAAGCAUUUACCAGUGUUUUUUAAAUAUAUACAUAUUAGAAUUAGUAGUUAUGCUGGAAGAUUUUGAAAGCAAUAUUUUGUAUGUAUCUAUGGUUGUUUACUAAAGAAACCCCCGGAAUUGAUAC
Danio rerio (zebrafish) is the source of this 1418-nucleotide messenger RNA. RefSeq names its product sorting nexin family member 21 (gene snx21). Gene Ontology annotation, biological process: protein transport. The record is from RefSeq and is marked validated. Lineage: Eukaryota; Metazoa; Chordata; Actinopteri; Cypriniformes; Danionidae. Gene Ontology annotation, molecular function: phosphatidylinositol binding. Gene Ontology annotation, cellular component: early endosome membrane.